This is a messenger RNA of Lotus japonicus, 1375 nucleotides long. RefSeq names its product ribose-phosphate pyrophosphokinase 4. The coding region runs from base 102 to 1073 and encodes 323 amino acids. Gene Ontology annotation, molecular function: ribose phosphate diphosphokinase activity; magnesium ion binding. The record is from RefSeq and is a predicted model, not a curated record. Gene Ontology annotation, biological process: purine nucleotide biosynthetic process; 5-phosphoribose 1-diphosphate biosynthetic process. The transcript has 7 exons. Gene Ontology annotation, cellular component: cytoplasm; ribose phosphate diphosphokinase complex. Lineage: Eukaryota; Viridiplantae; Streptophyta; Magnoliopsida; Fabales; Fabaceae.
UUUCAUUUUGUUGUUCCUUCUACAUUCUCUUGUGCUUAGUCUCCACGCUUUUGCUUAGACAGAGAAGAAGAAGAAGAAGAAGAAGAAGAAGAAGAAGAAGAAUGGCAUCAUCAGCAGUGGUGAAGUCUCCCAAGAAGUCAGUCAACCUCUUCUACUCCCUUGAUUCCCAAGACCUUGCCCGCAAGGUUGCUGCUCAUUCCACCGAUAUCACUCUCCAGAAUAUCAGAUGGAGGUCUUUUGCUGAUGGGUUCCCGAACCUAUUUAUAAAUAAUGCAGAAGAGCUUCGUGGUGAACAUGUUGCCUUUUUGGCAUCAUUCAGCUCCCCAGCCCAAGUCUUUGAACAACUUUCUGUCAUUUAUGCACUCCCUCGCCUAUUUGUUGCUUCCUUCACAUUGGUAUUGCCUUUUUUCCCAACUGGAUCAUUUGAGCGAAUGGAAGAAGAAGGAGAUGUAGCAACUGCCUUCACCCUUGCAAGGAUGUUGUCUAAUAUUCCUGUUUCAAGAGGCGGCCCAACUAGUUUAGUCAUAUAUGACAUUCAUGCCUUGCAGGAGAGGUUUUAUUUUGGAGAUGAGGUUUUGCCAUUGUUUGAGACUGGUAUUCCUCUGUUAAAGCAACGCUUGCAGCUGCUUCCUGAUGCUGAUAAUGUAGUUAUUGCAUUCCCCGAUGAUGGUGCAUGGAAGCGAUUCCACAAGCAGUUUGAUAAAUAUUCAGUGGUUGUAUGUACAAAGGUUCGUGAAGGUGACAAGAGGAUAGUUCGGCUCAAGGAAGGCGACGUCGCUGGACAUCAUGUAGUCAUUGUUGAUGAUUUGGUCCAAUCUGGAAGCACCCUGAUUGAGUGUCAGAAAGUGUUAGCAGCCAAUGGCGCAGCAAAGGUGAGUGCCUAUGUCACUCACGGCGUGUUCCCUAACCAAUCAUGGGAGCGAUUUACUCAUAAAAAUGGAGCUGUGGAGAAUGCAUUUGCCUACUUCUGGAUCACAGAUUCUUGCCCACUUACUGUCAAAGCUUUAGCAAACAAAGCUCCUUUUGAAGUUUUGAGUCUAGCCGGGUCAAUUGCUAAUGCCCUGCAAAUCUGAAGACAAAAACUGAUCUAGGGAAAAAAAAAACAUUUAACAUUGUGAUAGGGGAGAUUCUUAUCUACAAUUUUUUUGCAGUUUAAGAUUACAAUUGCAUCCUUUUCACUUUGCUUGCAUUGCCAUGAGCUUAGCAAAGUGAAACCUGUGAAAUUAAUAUCUUCUGUUUUGGACGUUUGAGAUUCCCCUGAACUGAGUGUCAACUAUGGUACAAGACUUUUGAAUGCAAAUCAUCCAUUCUUGCCUGAGAUUGCUCAUCAUCAGGCAUGAGAAUUUGAAGUCAUUGUUGGAAUCCAUGUUUACAA